This is a messenger RNA of Fulvia fulva, 1128 nucleotides long. Its product is annotated as Obg-like ATPase 1. The record is from RefSeq and is a predicted model, not a curated record. The transcript has 3 exons. Gene Ontology annotation, molecular function: ATP binding; GTP binding; ATP hydrolysis activity. Gene Ontology annotation, cellular component: cytoplasm. NCBI's taxonomy places the organism in Eukaryota, Fungi, Ascomycota, Dothideomycetes, Mycosphaerellales, Mycosphaerellaceae. Bases 1 to 1128 code for a protein of 375 amino acids.
AUGUACGGCAGCAUACUUGUCGGUCUCGCCAACGUAGGGAAGUCGACCUUCUUCCAGGCCCUUACCAAGUGUUCGCUCGGUAAUCCUGCCAACUUUCCCUAUGCCACCAUCGACCCAGAAGAGGCACGUGUCAUCGUGCCCGACGACCGCUUCGACUGGCUGGUCAAGCAGUACAAGCCCAAGUCCGAGGUGCCCGCCCACAUGACUGUCUACGACAUCGCUGGUCUGACGCGAGGCGCUUCGACUGGUGCGGGUCUCGGUAACGCUUUCUUGUCACACAUCCGAGCCGUCGAUGCCGUCUUCCAGGUCGUGCGCUGCUUCGACGAUGCUGAGAUUAUUCACGUUGAGGGAGAUGUGGACCCGAUCCGUGACCUCGACAUCAUCAGCGAAGAGCUUCGAAUCAAGGACAUCGAGUUCGUGGAGAAGGCACACGAGAACCUCGUGAAGCAGACUCGACGAGGAGGUCAGUCACUUGAGAUGAAGAAGCUCAAGGAAGAGCAAGCCACAGUCGAGAAGAUCCUCGAGCACCUGAAGGCCGGCAAGGACGUGCGCAAGAACGACUGGUCACCGAAAGAGGUCGAGGUCAUCAACCCACUCUUCCUCCUCUCCGCCAAGCCAGUCGUCUUCCUCGUCAACCUCAGCGAAAAGGACUACAUCCGCCAAAAGAACAAGCACCUGCCCAAAAUUGCCGAGUGGGUAAAGGAGCACGCUCCCGGCGACCCAAUCAUCCCCAUCUCCGUUUCAUUUGAGGAUCGUCUCACCCGCUUCGAGACAGACGCAGAAGCAGAAGAGGAGGCCAAGAAGCUCGGAACCAAGUCUGCCCUUCCCAAGAUCAUCACCACCAUGCGCAAAGCCCUCAACCUCGGCUCCUUCUUCACCACAGGCACAGACGAAGUACGACAAUGGACACUACGAAACGGCACCAAGGCUCCUCAAGCAGCUGGUAUCAUUCACGGUGACUUUGAGAAGACUUUCAUUCAGUGUAUUGUGUACAACUACAAUAUCUUGAAGGAGCUCGGCGAUGAGGCUACUGUGAAGGCGCAGGGUAAGAUCAUGACGAAGGGCAAGGACUAUGUGGUCGAGGAUGGUGAUAUCCUACUUAUCAAGGCCGGUGCUGCCAAAGCAUAA